ACAGUUGCGUUAUCAGUACUGCGUCUGCGUGCAACGUGAUACUUGUGACUGACUGAUUAUUUAUACGAACAGUAAUUUUUCUGCUUAAUUCAGUGGAAAGUGGAAACCGAGAGAACUGUGACAGCAUGGCGGUAGCGCGCAAUAGCAAUCCCGGCUUCAAAGCCGAAUUUAUCGUGCAUGCUCCCACCAAAUCGGACAGUUACGUUUUCGUGGCGGGGAACUGUGAGGAACUGGGUAACUGGAAUCCAGAUGAAGCAGUGCCGUUGAACAAAAUGCUCGACGGGGAGAUAAUCAUUCCUUACCAAAUUCCACGUAUGGGGUUUAUCUGGAGCGGUUCGGUGGAGAUUAAAUCACUGUCCAGCGCGUCCGAACUACGUUUUUAUUACUUCAUCGGCACCAAAAGCAUAGAAACCCACACAGUAUCGGUGCAGCGCGUCGAGGGUCACCAUUCCCCCCGCAUCUACCGUCCGCUGACCGGCGAUCCGGAGACCGACCAGCCGGAUUUGUUCGCCGUCAUCGAUGAGGAGGAGGCAAGUGUCACUGGCUACCUCAGCGACCGCUCUACCAUCAUCUUCACCUUCGACCCUGCCAACAUUGAGUGGAAUAGCCAAAAGUAUUACGAGCGCCAGUUUCGAGUGCGAUUCGAGCACGCCGAACCCGUUAGAUACAACCUCCAGCGCAGACCUGAGUUCAAAGUAGCGCGCUACUUCCGUGAGCGCAACGAGCACGAAUUCCUGCAGCAGAGCAAACACGGACCAUUGAUCGAUUCACAGCCGUUAAUGUACCGCUGCAUUAUGAAUACCCGUGAAGCCUGUCAUGUUCGCGUGGAUUUCUAUGAGGUGAAGAAAAGCGAGGUUACAGGAGUGCCACCAACGUACUUUGCCUAUGCCUUGAUUGGAGGAACCUUGCUGACCAGCAGCCAUGGCUGGCUUACGGUGCCCAUACGGAUACCGGCUCGUAAACAGGUUCUCCGGGUAACUGACUGCGGUCAGUUGAAACUCCAGUACACCGUUGUCAAGUCCUGUCCGUUGCUCGAAAAAGCUGGAGGUCGCAAAUCCAUCUUUCGAUCCCCGGCGUUGGAUUUUCACUGCCAGACCUCCCCUCUCCAUAUUGGACACCGAGGCUGCGGUUCUUCAUAUCACGGACCCAACGCCAAAAACCCGGAAAUCUGCGAGAACACAAUCGCUUCUUUCAGCCGAGCUGCUGCGGCCGGCGCCGACUUCGUGGAGUUCGAUGUGAUGUUCGACGUGGACCUGAAGCCUAUCGUCUACCACGACCACACUGUUCUGGCCCGCAGCCCCGGCGGCACUCUUACUGAACUGGCGGUGAAGGAUCUUACGGAGGACCUUUUGAUUAGCGAUGCCGUCCACCACAUCACGGAAAAGGACGGCCGCCAUCUUUUCCCCAAGACGGGUGCCAAUCGGCCCUUUCCAGCACUAUCCGCCGUCUUUUCUGAGGUGGACCCGGGCGUUGGUUUUAACGUGGAGGUCAAAUAUCCAGCGCAGAUGCUUAACGGUCAGAGCGAACUAAACCCCACCGCCGGUUCAUCCUUCCGCGAAGAGUACCGUGAACUGCGCAUUUCGUUUUGGAACAAAAAUGUCUACGUGGACGGGAUUUUGCAUGUGGUAUUCCAGUGCGCUGGCGACCGGCCGGUGAUCUUCUCCAGCUUUGAUUUGGACGUCUGCAUUAUGUUGCGCUUGAAGCAGAUCGAAUAUCCGGUUUAUUUGCUAUUAAGCAAUGAUCUCCAGAAGGGCUUGGAAUACGAAGACGUCCGCAUUAAUUACUUGAAGCGCGCCGUUUACAGUGCGGCGUCCUUCGAGUUAGACGGAGUCGUCGUUCCGUCGGAGGUGGUCUUUCAGCACAGUUGGUUUGUACCAUUGGUGCGAAAGUUCCGCUUGACAGUGAUCGUAUACGGAGAGGCUAACAACAGUGUGAAGGCCAUUGAGGACAUCAAGGCGACCGGCAUCGUGAAAGGGAUCAUCUACGACCGGAUCUACGAAUUCAUUGAGCAGACAAAGGAAAACCAUCGGUUCAGGAUUAAAGGACCGUGUUUGCCAGCUAAUCAGAUAAACUGCCGGGAUUAUGUGCUGGGCUAUACCGGCUAUGUUCCCGGCCGGUUGAGUAAAAUUGGGGCAGAGUCGGUGCUGAGUGGGAAUGCAAAAAAUUCUCAAAAUCUACAAUGUCGAAAUGUUUGCAAAUAGUCGGCAUUUUUCGAUAUUACUUAUUGGCUGAUGUACAGACUGUUCUUCUAUUCAUUUCCAAGUAGUGUUAAACCAUAGUGAAAAGAUACAUAAUUAUACUUCUUUUCAGUGAUCCUACUUUUCAUAAUAGCCGAAUAACUUGAAUCCUUAUGUAAACAAUCACCUCGACCAAAUCUAGUUUUUAUGAGGGUGCCAAAAAUUAAUACACACAUUCAACCUGUAAGCCUGCACCCUGCACCCGGCUCAACUAGACCGGGCGAAGGUCUGCUAAUGAGAUUUUUGUACCUUAAGUUGGAUUAAGGGACGGAGAGAACGUGUACU
Paramacrobiotus metropolitanus is the source of this 2522-nucleotide messenger RNA. RefSeq names its product glycerophosphocholine phosphodiesterase GPCPD1-like. The coding region runs from base 126 to 2201 and encodes 691 amino acids. Lineage: Eukaryota; Metazoa; Tardigrada; Eutardigrada; Parachela; Macrobiotidae. Gene Ontology annotation, molecular function: starch binding; phosphoric diester hydrolase activity. The record is from RefSeq and is a predicted model, not a curated record. Gene Ontology annotation, biological process: glycerophospholipid catabolic process. The transcript is spliced from 4 exons.